This is a messenger RNA of Monodelphis domestica (gray short-tailed opossum), 3929 nucleotides long. The record is from RefSeq and is a predicted model, not a curated record. NCBI's taxonomy places the organism in Eukaryota, Metazoa, Chordata, Mammalia, Didelphimorphia, Didelphidae.
GGAUGAGGCGACGGCUGAAGUUGGAGCAGCGAGCGGCGGCAGCGGCAGCGACAGCAGGAACAUUAGCAACCACAACCGCAGCAGCUGGAGGACCCACUACGGAGGAGACGACAACGACGGCGGCGGAGAGAGGGGCCUGGAGCCGACCCUGACUCCUUCGUCUCUCCCGUCCCGGGAGGUAGAGCGCCCGAGCCCAGGCCCCCCCUCUCAGCCAUGAACCUGGCCAGUCAGAGCGGGGAGGCCGGCUCCAGCCAGCUGCUCUUCGCCAACUUCAACCAGGACAACACAUCCUUAGCUGUUGGGAGUAAAUCUGGUUAUAAAUUCUUCUCCCUUUCCUCUGUGGAUAAGCUGGAACAGAUUUAUGAAUGUACUGAUACAGAAGAUGUGUGUAUUGUGGGAAGAUUAUUUUCAAGUAGCCUGGUGGCCAUUGUUAGCCUCAAAGCUCCACGAAAGCUAAAAGUCUGCCACUUUAAGAAGGGGACUGAAAUAUGUAAUUAUAGCUAUUCCAAUACCAUAUUGGCAGUCAAAUUGAAUAGACAGAGGUUGAUAGUAUGCCUAGAAGAAUGUCUUUACAUACACAAUAUUCGUGAUAUGAAGGUACUGCAUACAAUCAGGGAAACUCCCCCAAACCCUGCAGGUUUGUGUGCACUGUCAAUAAACAAUGACAAUUGUUACCUGGCUUAUCCUGGGAGUGCAACUAUUGGAGAAGUACAAGUCUUUGACACCAUUAAUUUGAGGGCUGCUAAUAUGAUACCAGCUCAUGAUAGUCCCCUAGCAGCUUUGGCUUUUGAUGCAAGUGGUACCAAACUUGCCACAGCUUCUGAGAAGGGUACUGUUAUUAGGGUAUUUUCCAUUCCAGAAGGACAGAAAAUCUUUGAGUUCCGGAGAGGAGUGAAGAGGUGUGUAAGCAUCUGCUCUUUGGCCUUCAGUAUGGAUGGAAUGUUCCUCUCUGCUUCCAGUAACACUGAAACAGUGCACAUCUUCAAACUUGAGACUGUGAAAGAGAAACCUCAGGAGGAACCAACUACCUGGACUGGUUACUUUGGGAAAGUUCUUAUGGCCUCUACCAGCUAUUUGCCCUCUCAAGUAACAGAAAUGUUUAACCAGGGAAGGGCAUUUGCUACUGUCCGACUACCAUUCUGCGGUCACAAAAAUAUCUGUUCACUUGCCACAAUUCAGAAGAUUCCCCGAUUAUUAGUAGGAGCUUCUGAUGGUUACUUAUAUAUGUACAACCUGGAUCCUCAGGAAGGAGGGGAAUGUACCCUGAUGAAACAACACAACCUUUUCAAAGAAAUAGAGGAGGAAUAAAUUGCCCAACUGUCCCUAGACUGAGACAUACUUCCUUCAACAUGACCACUUGGAGUGAACACCACCAGAGUUCACUUCUGAGUGGUACAUAAUUAAUGAAUGAAUUGCUCCUUUGUUAGUAGGACACAGUGACUGGGCCUAGCUAUUGCUGGUCAACACCAAUGAGGUAGCUUCCUGAAGUCUGACUCCUCUCUCGCCUGUUGUGGCUAAUAGCAAACUACAGUCGAUUCUGUGGACCUUUCUGGUAAAUCUUUGACUUUGAAGUUUACAAGGUCAAAAUCUGGUCUUCCAUCUCAGAUUCUCUCAUGAUCAGGAAAGAAGAAACAACCAAGAGAAACAGCAUCAUGAAUUUAUAAGACCAGCCAGGGCUGACAGGACUCCAUCAAACUUUGGAGCAGGUUUACCAGGCCUCCAUACUGAUUACUAUCAGCAGGCAGACACAUUGCACAUUCAUCAUGAACUGAACAUUGGCCAGUCUCCCCCGAGAGACCAUCCUUAUCUGACUAGGAUGCAUUUUGAACAUAUUGUCCUUAUCCUGGGUACCGGGGAGGUGCUGUCCUUUCUUUUGUUUACCUAAUGUCAGACAGGAAAGUGUCAAUAUGAUUUUUUUAAAAAUAUUUUUUUGAGAGUCAUAGAUUAAAUUUUUAUCCUCAUACUGUGAAUAUCUAUUUUGCUUUGAAUGUUUAAUAAUUUUACCGUGUUGCUCUCCUCCAUGUAUGUGCUUGCUUCUUGUGUUCAGUUUUGUAAAAAAAUUUUUUUAACCUUUGUCUUCUGUCUUAGGAUUGAUAAUAAGUAUUGGUUUCAAGGCAGAAGAGUGGUAAGGGCGGGCACUGGAUUUUAAGUGACUUGCUCAUUCAAACAACUCAGCUAGGAAUUGGUUGAGGACAGAUUUGAACCCAGGUCCUCCCAUCUCCAUGCCUUACCUCUAGCCACUGAGCCAUCUUGUUUCCCUGCAUUUGUGUAUGUUUCAAAAACUUGUUUUAUUGAUCUUUUCUGGGCUGGGUCAGGCAGGUAUCUCUUGGCUUCUCACUGGAGUUAGCCCCUGUGGCUAUCAGCAAACUCUGCUAUACUACACUUGAUGGGCUUCUUUCUCAUGGCUCUUUUCACCUUUUGAAGCUUAUACGGUCAUAAUCUGGGACUAUUCCAUCUCAGGUACUUACCUAAUUUCAUUCAUCAGUGAAAAGACACGAAAUAGAAUUGAAGCCAACAUGUAAUACAAACUUGACCAGAAAUUCCCCCAAACAUAAUUAACCUGGAUGAGAAACAAAAAGAAAGACUAACCAUAAAAAGGUUUGCUGGUGGCAGGGACACAAAGACACAAAUACAGAAAAAGUUACUAAAAAAAGUUACUAAAACUUCUAGUCUUGGCAGAAAGCACAAGUUGGACACAAAUGAGCUAGAACACCUGGAAGAGAUGUUUUUAUAAAAUGAAAAGAUAUGGAAAAGGCAUUAAAAACUUGUUGCAAGAGGUAGAAAUCCUUGCCUAAGCAGCAAAUUCCUUGAAAAUUAGAAUGAACUAAAUAGAAGGCAAUGAUUCCAAAGUCAAAAGACUGGGAAAAACAACUGACUUGGGAAAAAAAAAUAGAUUGAAGAGGAGAACCCUUAAUCCUUGGACCAUCUGAAUACUGAGAAAAGAGAUCUAGAACAGAUCUGUUUAGGCUUUUUUUUUGGUCUAGUGUGCAAAGUGGGAACCACUGGUUACUAAUUGAAGAAACACCAAAAUGAAAACUUUUAGGAAUAUCAGACAACAAUCAAAGCUACUCAGAGAAGUAAUGCAAGCAGCCAGAAACAAAGAAUUCAAUUACCAAGGAUCCUAUCAAGAUUACAUGUGAUUUUAGCAGCCACUACUACUUAGCCCAAGCAUAUGUACUUACAGCCAAGAAUAACUUAAGCAAAACUGAAUAUAAUCAGAAUAUAAUCAAAAAUGAACCUUGAAUGUCAAUAGAGAAUUUCCAAGGAAUCCCAAUGAAGGCUAGGAUUGCAUUGAAACAUAGGAAGGAAGAGAAAAAGACAAAUGUGAAGAUAAGGGACAAAACAAGAUGAUAUACAAAUGUCCCCUCUGAACUCUUAUCAUCUGAGGUGGUUCUGUUGUCUUUAUGUUAAGGAACAAGGAGGAAGUGGAAACAAAGGGAAAGGAAGAUUAGGGAAAAUUAUCUUAUUAAAGUGGAAAAGCAGAUAUUUUUACAAAUGAAGGGGGAACAGUUGAUCCUUAAAGGAAGAGUACAGACAUAUACAAUUAGAUUCAGAAGUACAUUUAACUCAAUGAAGUAGAAGGAAAAGGGAAGGAGAAAAAUUGGUCCUAAACACAAAUGUAGAAAUAUAGUUCUUUUUGAGUUGGAAGAGAAUCUUGGAAACCUGGAAGUUUCCAUAAAUUGGAGAAUGAACAAGUUAUGGUAUAUUAAUGUGGUUAAGUUUUCUAAAAGUUGUGCUAUAAGAAAUAAUGGAGGGAAUGGCUUCAGAGAAUAUUCUAUUAUAUUCAUACAGCAUUAUCGCUGCACAGGUAAUAAAUGCUUUUAUUUCCAUUUCUUAGACCAGUUCGUGGUAAAUAUCUUUUUAAAAGUCUCAUGUGUACAGGAAAGACAAUUAAAUCAUUAACCCCUCCACCCAAACAGUUAUGCAGA